AUGGCUUACAUUGCGGCAGUCCUCGCCGUUCUCGCCGCCACUCUAGGUCUCGCCUCUGCGCAGGCCAAGCUCACCCACUCCCAAGCCGUCUCGCAGCUGUCCGCCUCGGGCAUCACCGUCUCCUCCUCGGGUGGCUGCUCGGAUCGUAACACACCCACCUGCACGUCUCUGGAGCAGGUCAACGCCGUCACCAUUGCCGGCGCAAAGACCCUCAAGGGCGCCUGCGGCUGCACCGUCCGCGUCACGGGGGGCACCGAGGUGGGCCAUGCCAGCGGCACGUACUCGCAUUACAACGGGUACAAGCUAGACUUUUCAAAGACAUCGGGUCUGAACUCAUAUGUCACCAACACCUUUACGAGGAUUGCCGACAGAGGAGAUGGCUAUCCUCAGUGGCAGGCGGCCUCGGGUAACCUCUACUGUGACGAGGGCAACCACUGGGAUGUGACCUUUUUCACAGAUGGGAAUUAG
Messenger RNA from Emericellopsis cladophorae, 468 nucleotides. RefSeq lists its product as uncharacterized. Bases 1 to 468 code for a protein of 155 amino acids. The record is from RefSeq and is a predicted model, not a curated record. The transcript is spliced from 3 exons. NCBI's taxonomy places the organism in Eukaryota, Fungi, Ascomycota, Sordariomycetes, Hypocreales, Bionectriaceae.